UAUGGGUCCGCACUUCGUCGCUGUAAAGCAAUCUAGAAAACGUUCAACGCCUCAGAGGCAAGAUUCUAGUAAUGAGCGACUUUUUCAAUCAAUCUUCCAUAGAAGACCAUCACUGGGAGAGAAGGAGAUACAUUUUUUAAAUUCUGUUGAAACUGGUAAUUUAAACGCUGUACGAAAUUUUUUAUCAAGGAAUGUAAAUGUAAACUGCAGAGACGAAUUUGGCAGAUGUGCUUUGGAAUUAGCCUUAAUUGGAUGUCACGAGUCCAUUGUUGACUACCUUCUCCCAAGAUCAAAUGUUCAAUGCGUUGAAGAUGCUCUUUUCUAUUCUAUCGAUACGGAUAACGUAAAAAUGGCUGAAUUGAUACUUUCUCACCCUUUAUAUAGCUCGGCAAGGAUUGAUUUAAGUAAGAUGGAUGCAUUCUACGAACACGAUAUUGAUUCACCACGCCCUCGUCAAACUGCGAGUCCUUUGGCUCUUGCUUCACACAGAAAUAAUUUCUAUUUAGUUCAACUUCUACUUCUACGUGGCUGCCGAAUAACUGUUCCUCAUGAUUACUUUUGCGGAUGCAUUGAAUGUUCGAAUCAAAGGAAGUUUGACUCGGUUAAAUAUUCAAAGAGUCGUUUAAAUACGUAUAAAGCUUUGGCAAGUUCUGCUUAUAUAUCAUUAGAAAGUGAGGACCCAAUUUUAACUGCUUUUGAACUCAGUCACGAACUGGAAAGAUUAGCGGAUAUUGAAAAGGAAUACAAGAGUGACUACCGGAAGUUAUCGAACGACUGUAAAGACUAUGCUGUUGAAUUAUUGGACUUGUGUAGGUCUAGUGACGAGAUUAUGGCAGUUUUGGACGAAGUUUAUCGCCCACGCUACAUGUCAGAGAGAGCUUAUAUCUCUAUGGUAUUCUGGCGUUCCAUGGCUCCGACACCAACCCACCCCCGUCAAAUUCUUAUCACUUCCAUUAACAGCGUUUCUACUGCCAUAUCCAAGUUGAUGAGAACGCCUUUUGUCAAAUUUCUCAAUCAUACAUGCUCUUAUAUAAUCUUCUUAAUUCUUGUCUUUAUCGCAACUAAUCGUGAUGGAUCUGGAAAUCCUUUUCUGGAUGCUUCAUGUUCAAAUUGUCUAUGUUCAUUGAAGAGUAUAGUGUCGUUAUUAAUAUUUAUUUGGGUUCUUGGCAUGUUCUUUCAUGAGUGUAGACAAAUGUGGAGAGAAGGUGUUAAAAACUACGUAACUGAUUGGUGGAAUUGGAUGGAUUCGGCUUUAAUAGCCCUAUACUUAGCAUCAUACGCUAUUCAAUUAUUCACGUUAAUAAAAAUUCAACAGUAUUCCGAAAAAGAUAGAGCAACAAUAUGCUAUUUUUUUAAUGAUACCGAUACAAGAUCCUGCAGGGAACUUCGUUGCGAAGUUGAUAGGCAAUUGAACAAUUGGACAGUAUGUUCGGCAGGUAAAACAACCUCUUGUAGUGGCAUUGAUAACUUAUAUAAGCCUAAUUUACAACGAAAUCCAAUUGAUAGAAUUUCUGAACAGAAUCAAAUGUCAGAUAUUUUCUUUGCUCUAGCCAAUGUCCUUUCUUUUGCUAGAAUAGCUCAUUUAUUACCUGCUAAUGAAGAAUUAGGACCCUUAUUGGUUUCAUUCGGUAGGAUGAUCCACGAUGUUGUCCGAUUUGGAGUAGUCUUCGUCCUAGUAUUCCUUGCUUUUAUGUGUGGGUUGACAAGCUUAUAUCGUCUUCAUCAAUGUGAAAAUCAAAGCUUCAGCAGAUUAGACUUGUCUUUAAUUUCCCUUUUUUGGGCAACCUUUGGUAUGGGAGAUACUGGAGCUACAAGAUUAGAUAAUAGAUACUUGGGUUCUGAUAAAAGGCUUAUAACCACUCAUACAACUCACAUUAAUCUAACCGUAUUAGUUGGCUAUGGGCUAUUCUGUUCGUAUAUUGCUGGAGCAGUCGUAGUUCUAUUAAAUAUGCUCAUUGCUAUGAUGUCUAACUCUUUUCAAGAAAUUUAUGAUGACCGAGAUGUUGAAUGGAAGUUUGCAAGAGCUAAAUUAUGGAUUGACUAUUUUGAAGAUGGUUGCACUUUGCCUGCUCCUUUCAAUCUUUUACCAAACCCUAAGUAUAUAGUAAAGCUUUACAAGUGGAUUAGGAAAAAAUGCCAAAAGAAGAGGGAAGAACCACCUGUUCGUAUGGCCUAUAUUUACACGAGAAGAAAAAACGGUAUAGUUGGUGAAGAUGUUGAAUCUAUAGAAUUACCCCAAAAACCUAUGACUGUUUAUAAGCAAAUAUCUAGACGCCUAAUACAGAGAUACAUAUACAAGAAACAAAGCGAAUUAACGGAGAAGAACGCCGAAGAAUCGGCAAUGAGUGAUCUGAAAAAUGAAAUAACUUCAAUAUCUUAUUCGGUUGAUAAACUUCGUUUUGAAGUGAAUACUGUUAGCGAAAAAAUUGAGAAAUCUUUGCAAAAACGUAACGGAUCAAUAUGCCUUAAUACUGAAUUGGUUCCGUCUUCUCUUGAAUUAAAUGUUUAA
This is a messenger RNA of Dimorphilus gyrociliatus, 2509 nucleotides long. NCBI's taxonomy places the organism in Eukaryota, Metazoa, Annelida, Polychaeta, Dinophilidae. The record is from the annotation of a GenBank genome assembly.